Nanorana parkeri is the source of this 923-nucleotide messenger RNA. Its product is annotated as nitric oxide synthase, endothelial-like. The record is from RefSeq and is a predicted model, not a curated record. Gene Ontology annotation, biological process: nitric oxide biosynthetic process. NCBI's taxonomy places the organism in Eukaryota, Metazoa, Chordata, Amphibia, Anura, Dicroglossidae. The annotation marks the transcript as partial. Gene Ontology annotation, molecular function: nitric-oxide synthase activity. The transcript has 7 exons.
AUGUGGCGAUACCACUCUCAGCCUCACCCCGCACAGAAAAGUGACCGAUUCAGCAUUUCUGUGUCCAGCCGCGUGUGCCCAGUCUCCGUACUCCGUGCGUCAUCUCCGUCCUCCAAACAUGAUAACUGCAAACAGCAGCUGACAUUUUCCAGAAGUCACUUGUCACCGGGGCCGGGAAACAUGGAUGUGGCCUGUACCAAAGCCCGAUGUCUGGGCUCCGUCAUGUUUCCAUCUCAGAUGAUGUGUCCUCAUCCGCAAGAACCAAAAAGUCCAGAACAGAUUCUGCCCAAGGCCAAAGACUUCAUCAACCAGUACUACAGCUCCAUCAAAAGGGCCCAGUCGAAGGCUCACAUGGAGCGUCUGAAGGAGGUUGAGCAGGACAUCACGUCCACAGGAACCUACCAACUCAAGGAGACUGAGCUGAUCUUUGGGGCCAAGCAAGCUUGGAGGAACGCGGCCCGCUGCGUGGGAAGGAUUCAGUGUUCGAAGCUCCAGGUGUUUGACGCCCGAGAUUGCAGGACCACCCAUGAGAUGUUCACCUACAUCUGCAACCACAUCAAGUACGCCACCAACAGGGGCAACAUCAGGUCCGCCAUCACGGUCUUCCCCCAGAGAAAAGAUGGGAGCUCGGAUUUCCGGAUAUGGAACAGCCAACUAAUGCGAUACGCGGGAUACAGACAGCAGGACGAGACGGUGGUGGGGGAUCCAAUCAACGUGGAGUUAACUGAGUACGCCCUACCCGCCGUCAGCAACCUCCUCCUGGAGAUCGGAGGUCUGGAGUUCUCGGCGGUGCCGUUCAAUGGCUGGUACAUGAGCACGGAGAUUGGGAUGCGGAACCUGUGUGACUCCUCCCGAUACAACGUAUCAGAGGUCAGGGGCCCCUACCAGGGGCCAGUCUGCUUUUCUAUGGACUUUAGGGGAAA